UGAUUGGUCCGCCGCUCAGGGGCUCUGGCCAUUCAGCGCGCUCCGAGCGAGCGGCGAGGUCAAUAUGGCUUCCUGCACCUGGUGACGGUUGAGGAAACUUGAAUUCGGUGUCAUGGAGAAGCCGCGCGGCCCUGAGGAGACCCCAUCUUCAGAACCAAUGGAAGAAGAGGAAGAUGAUGACUUGGAGCUCUUCGGGGGCUAUGAUAGUUUCCGGAGUUACAACAGCAGUGCAGGCAGCGAGAGCAGCUCCUAUCUGGAGGAGUCAAGUGAAGCAGAAAAUGAGGAUCGAGAAGCAGGGGAGCUGCCCACCUCCCCUCUGCAUUUGCUCAGCCCUGGGAACUCACGGUCCUUGGAUGGCAGCGGUUCUGAGCCAGCUGUCUGUGAGAUGUGUGGUAUCGUGGGCACAAGAGAAGCUUUCUUCUCCAAGACCAAGAGGUUCUGCAGCGUCUCCUGUUCCAGGAGUUAUUCCUCCAACUCCAAGAAAGCCAGUAUCCUGGCUAGAUUACAGGGAAAACCACCUACCAAGAAAGCCAAAGUCCUACACAAGGCAGCCUGGUCUGCCAAAAUCGGAGCCUUCCUCCAUUCCCAGGGGACAGGACAGCUAGCAGACGGAACACCAACGGGACAAGAUGCUCUGGUCUUGGGGUUUGACUGGGGGAAGUUCCUGAAGGAUCACAGUUACAAGGCUGCUCCUGUUGGCUGCUUUAAACACGUACCCCUCUAUGACCAAUGGGAAGAUGUCAUGAAGGGGAUGAAGGUAGAAGUCCUCAACAGUGAUGCUGUGCUUCCCAGCCGGGUGUACUGGAUCGCCUCUGUCAUCCAGGCAGCUGGGUAUCGGGUGCUGCUCCGCUAUGAAGGCUUUGAAAAUGAUGCCAGUCAUGACUUCUGGUGCAACCUGGGAACUGUGGAUGUCCACCCGAUUGGCUGGUGUGCCAUCAACAGCAAGAUCCUGGUGCCUCCACGGACCAUCCAUGCCAAGUUUACCGACUGGAAGAGCUACCUCAUGAAGAGGUUGGUGGGCUCCAGGACACUUCCUGCAGAUUUCCACAUCAAGAUGGUGGAAAGCAUGAAGUACCCCUUCCGGCAGGGCAUGCGCCUGGAGGUUGUGGACAAGUCCCAAGUGUCACGGACCCGCAUGGCCGUGGUGGACACGGUAAUUGGGGGUCGCCUUCGGCUCCUCUAUGAGGAUGGUGACAGUGAUGACGACUUCUGGUGCCACAUGUGGAGUCCCCUCAUCCACCCAGUGGGUUGGUCACGACGUGUCGGCCAUGGCAUCAAGAUGCCAGAGAAGCGAAGUGACUCAGGUCAUAAUCCCACCGUCCGGAAAAUCUACUGUGACGCUGUUCCUUACCUGUUCAAGAAGGUACGAGCUGUCUACACAGAAGGUGGCUGGUUCGAGGAGGGAAUGAAGCUAGAGGCCAUUGAUCCCUUGAAUCUGGGCAAUAUCUGUGUGGCAACCAUAUGCAAGGUUCUCUUGGAUGGUUACCUGAUGAUCUGUGUGGAUGGCGGCCCCUCCACAGAUGGCGCAGAUUGGUUCUGUUACCAUGCCUCCUCCCACGCCAUCUUCCCAGCCACCUUCUGCCAAAAGAAUGACAUUGAGCUCACACCCCCAAAAGGGUACGAGACACGGCCUUUUGACUGGGAGACCUAUUUGGAGAAGACCAAGUCGAAAGUAGCCCCAUCGAGGCUCUUUAACAUGGAUUGCCCCAACCAUGGCUUCAAGGUGGGCAUGAAGCUGGAGGCCGUGGACCUGAUGGAGCCCCGGCUCAUCUGUGUGGCCACAGUGAAGCGGGUGGUGCACCGGCUCCUCAGCAUCCAUUUUGAUGGCUGGGACAGCGAGUACGACCAGUGGGUGGACUGCGAAUCCCCAGACAUCUACCCCGUCGGCUGGUGCGAACUCACCGGCUACCAGCUACAGCCACCUGUGGCCGCAGAACCAACCACACCUCUGAAGGCCAAAGAGUCCACAAAGAAGAAAAAGAAACAGUUCGGGAAGAAGAGGAAAAGAAUCCCACCAGCCAAGACCCGGCCCCUCAGACAGGGGUCCAAGAAGCCCUUGCUGGAGGAUGACCUGCAGGCUUUGGGUGUCUCAUCGGAGCUGGUUUCUGAUGAGAUUAUUGCUGUGUGUGUCAAGGAAGAGCAUCAGGACCUCACCUCACCUGACAAGUCACCAGGGCCACAGCUGCCGGUCCCCAUCGAGAACAUCAAGCAGGAGAGGGAGAACUGAGCCUUCCCUGGGCACUGGCCUGGCCCUAACUGCAGCCAGACCUGAUCAUGGAGCAGAGGAGGAGCCUGGCUUCUUUACUGCUACACUAUGCCCCAACACCACCACCACCACAGUUUGAAGACAGUGCUUUCACAUAAAUCCUCCUGAUAGGACUUUGCAGUGGAGGAGCAGCCUGGUCUAGGACCUACCCAGGUCUGUGACUGGGAUUGCCUGAGGCCCAAACUGCAACCUGAGUUCCGAAGCUAGUGCACUUGCCCUGUCUUUCCACAACCACCACCCUUGGCAUGGGUAGGUGCUGUUCCUGUUGCACUGGAAAACUGAGUCUGUUUUGUGUGUCUGCCUAAGCAGGUGUUGGGAAUAAAAUUCUGGAGCAGCUGUGA
Messenger RNA from Nannospalax galili (Upper Galilee mountains blind mole rat), 2607 nucleotides. It is a transcript of the gene L3mbtl2, whose product is annotated as L3MBTL histone methyl-lysine binding protein 2. Gene Ontology annotation, molecular function: zinc ion binding. Gene Ontology annotation, cellular component: nucleus. Lineage: Eukaryota; Metazoa; Chordata; Mammalia; Rodentia; Spalacidae. Gene Ontology annotation, biological process: regulation of DNA-templated transcription. The transcript is spliced from 17 exons. The record is from RefSeq and is a predicted model, not a curated record. Bases 113 to 2227 code for a protein of 704 amino acids.